Messenger RNA from Closterium sp. Naga37s-1, 981 nucleotides. NCBI's taxonomy places the organism in Eukaryota, Viridiplantae, Streptophyta, Zygnematophyceae, Desmidiales, Closteriaceae. The record is from the annotation of a GenBank genome assembly.
AUGAAAAGCGGCGGCUCGAGCGCGGCGUUAUCCAAAUUAAAAAGCUCCACAUCAGGGUUAGGGGCGGACCCGGGAGGGGGAACAGGGCCGCCGCCAGCGCGGCGGCUGAAGCUGAAAGAGUUUCUGACGAUCACGAACAGCUUCGACGAGAACGGCGUUCUAGGGGAGGGCAGCUUCGGCAAGGUGUACCGCGGCGUGUGGGAGGAGACGCCGGCGGGGCGAGGCGGGGGGGGCGAGGUGGUGCGCACGCAGGUGGCGGUGAAGAAGCUCAACCCGGAGAGCUUCCAGGGCUACGAGGAGUGGCUGGCGGAGGUGCUGCUACUGGACAAGCUGCGGCACCCGAACCUGGUGCGGCUGGUGGGGUACUGCGCGGAGAAGGGCGAGGCGCUGCUGAUGUACGAGCUCUGCCCCAACGGCUCGCUCGACGACGUCCUCUUCGAACCGGAGGAGUACGUGUUGUCGUGGGAGCAGCGCGUGCGCAUAGCGCUGGACGCGGCGAAGGGGUUGGCGUAUCUGCACGAGAGCAACAUCAUCCAUCGCGACUUCAAGGCCUCCAACAUCCUGCUCGCCGAGGUCCGUGCAGCAUCCUCCCCUCCUCGCCGUGCAGGAGGGCGCAGGUCCGUGCACCAUCCUCCCCUCCUCGCCCAGGGCAGGCGGUUGACGAAGAAGAGCGACGUGUACGCGUUUGGAGUGCUGCUGCUGGAGCUGCUGACGGGGCGGCGCACAACCGGCGAGAGCGGCAACGACAGCCUGACGACGUGGAUCCGGCCGUUCCUGUCGCAGCGGCGGCCGGACCUGAACCUGCUGGUGGACCCGCAGCUGAAGGGCGAGUUCAGCAAGGCGGGUGCGGUGAAGAUGGCCAUCCUGGGCAAGCACUGCAUCCACGACGACCCCGGCCUGCGCCCUGACAUGACCACCCUCGCAGAGAACCUCGAGCUCGUUGACAUCAAGGACCCUGCGCCGCCGCCCCAGGCUGGAUGA